AUGAGACUCGCUACUCCUCGCUCCCUGCUGAGCUACCUUGCUCUGGCUUUCGUCGCUCUCUCGCCUUUCCUUCUCGGCGCUGCUACCGCCCAAAAGGAUGUCGAACCGCAAGUCGACCCCAGGACCGGUUUAGCGUUCACGCAUGCGUUCCCCAACAACCCUUUCAAAACCAUUAUCACGGGCGAGUCGACCCCGAUCGCUCUUAACAUCACUAAUGGUGGUGAAUGGAACCAUACUCUUGUGGGCCUCGGUGGGUUCUUGGCCCACCCUAGGAAUCUUUCCAUUCCUUUCCGUAAUUUGACGACGCGCAAAUACAAGACGCCGGUCCGCGUGCAGCAGACGAUCCCAGUGACGUACAACUUCAUCGUCGAGACAGAAGCUGGCGAGUACGGCCUUGUUGUCUUUGCCAACACCAUCGACAACGAGGGCGUCGCGCACCGCGUCCUUGCGUACCAAGGACUCGUCACCAUCGCCGACAACGAUUCUCUUUUUGACCUCCAGAGUCUCUCAAUCUACGCCCUCCUCCUGGCCCUCAUCGGCGGCAUCGGCUACUCCUUCUACAACUCCUUCCUCGGCGCCCCGGCCACUUCGGGCAAAAAGCGCGGCUCAACAACCACGCCUGCCCCCAUCAUCCGCCGCGAGUCCAACGUCAAGCCAGGCGAGCCGGACAUGGACUGGAUCCCUGACCAUCAUUUGAAGCAGGAAGGGAAGAGCAAGAGGCAGAGCGCGCGGUUGGUGAAGAAGCGCGCGACGGCGAGUCGGGAGAGUUUGGCGGGUAGUACGGAGAGUUUGGCGAGGAGUGACAGUAACUAG
This is a messenger RNA of Fimicolochytrium jonesii, 813 nucleotides long. RefSeq lists its product as uncharacterized. The record is from RefSeq and is a predicted model, not a curated record. Lineage: Eukaryota; Fungi; Chytridiomycota; Chytridiomycetes; Spizellomycetales; Powellomycetaceae. The transcript is spliced from 5 exons. Bases 1 to 813 code for a protein of 270 amino acids. Gene Ontology annotation, cellular component: endoplasmic reticulum membrane; endoplasmic reticulum.